CAGAAACAAUAAUUCUAUCUGCUAUUGGCUUAGAUGAGUGAAAGAAUUCACGGUCAAUCUGGGGUAAAGUGAUUACUAAAGCCGAGUUGAUUCCUGGAACGAGAGCAGAGCAGAGUGAAUAUCGUCAAUUACCGUGAAACAUGAGAUCAAUUUUAUCUACAAAAAGUCAAGAUAUCGGCGUGCUCAUACUAGCUCGAGGGGGCUCGAAAGGGAUUCCCUUGAAAAAUCUACAAACAGUUGGUGGAAUAAGUCUUUUGUGUCGCGCAAUUAUCACAGCCAGAAGAUCUGAUUUGAAACAAGUGGUUGUGUCCACGGAUCAUCCAUUAAUUGCUUUGGAGGCAGUGACUUGUGGUGCUACUCCUUUUAAACGUAGUAAAGUAACGGCCACUGACUGGGCUCCGUCCAUUUGGGGAGUUCAAGAAUAUUUGUGGUCUAAUAGUGAAAUAAAUACAUUAGUUUUGAUUCAAGCCACGUCACCGCUUACGAAACCUUCACAGUUAAGGCUUGCUUUAAAUAAACUAAAUAUACCAAAACCGGUCGAUUGUGUCUUUUCAGUAGCUAGAAGCUAUAGUUUACGCUGGCGUUACGAAAAUGGGAAUGUAUUUCCCUUGAAUUUUCAUGUUUUCAAUCGGCCUAGGCGUCAGGAUUGGAAAGGAGAAUUAAUAGAAACAGGUGCAUUUUAUGUUUCCAGAAGAACGAUAUUGGAAAAAGGCUUAUUUCAAAAUAAUAAGUUAGGUGAAAGAUUUUUAUGUAUUUUAAGGAUAACGUGGUAAAAUUAAAAAAAAACUUUAUGCUAGUAGCAAUUGCAAGUUCCGUAGUUUAAUAUUGCUAAUUAUUAACAAAGUUACAUAAGAUGGAAGGUAUUGAUGAUAUAGAGCACAUAGCUUCGGACCAUGAUCAACUAAUUAGUGUGAUUUCCAAAUUAGAUAAAACUCAGCAUAUAAUAGAGCCCACACGCAACGAGCCCACAAACAUCAAUUCAGAAUUUAAUUUGAUAAAAAAAUCGAAUAAGUCAAUUUUGAAAAAUGUUUCUAACAUUUUGAGUGAUACUGCUUCACAUGUAGAGAUUACGAAAAAAUUGCUGAAAAGCCAGGAAGAGUCCAAGGUCUUAAGUAAACCAUUAGAAAAACCACAGGUUGAGCGUAUAAAGCGAGCGACAGGAUAUUUAGAAACAAAAAAGAAAGUUGGUCGGUGGGACCCCAUUGUUGCUCGCAGUCGAACAGUGGACCAGGUUUUCUUUCCUUUGAAAAAAGCAGAAAAUAGAUUGCAGCCAACGCAAGCCUUCAUUUCAAAAUUAAAAACUAAAUCUGAACUAGAACGCGAAUUGGAGGCAGUAGAUCCACCAGAUAUUGUUCAGGAAGACGAUGAGGAAGAACAGGUGUACCCAAUGUCGUAUGAAGAAAUGGUUGAACACAGGCAACAUUUGGCAAAAAUACGAGCUCAAGAAUCAUAUAGAGCUGCAAAAGCUAAACGCCAAAGUAAAAUCAAGAGCAAGAAAUAUCAUAGAAUUUUGAAGAAAGACAGGCUAAAACAACAGUUAAAAGAGUUUGAAGAAUUACAAAAAAGUAAUCCAGAGGAGGCCUUAAAGAAAUUGGAGGCUCUGGAAAAAUCUAGAGCAUUAGAAAGACAUACACUGCGGCAUAAGAACACUGGAAAGUGGGCAAAAAAUAAAAUGAUCAGAGCAAAGUAUGAUAAAGAGGCUCGGCAAGAAAUAGCAGAACAGUUAGCAGUUAGUCGAAGUUUGACACAAAAGACACAAGACCCUGAUAGUUCAGAUGAUGAUGCAGAAGAUAAUGUAGUUAUUCCUGAUAUUGCUUUAGCACAAGACCCGAUGAAUCCUUGGAUGUUGAAACAAAACAAUAAGUCUAAUGUUGAUGCAGAAUUUGAUUUCGGCUACAAAAAAUAUUUGAAAGGAAAAAUGUUUAAACAUAAAGAAGACAGUGGUAGUGAAGAUGAAGCAGAAAAAAAUAAUGAUACUACAAAAGCAUGUUCUGAUGCUGGAUUAAAUACUUUAAAAAAUAAAAUUGAGAAAAUAUUUAACAACAAAAAUGAAAGUGCACAAAUUGAUAAAAAUAUUGAAGAAGACAACAGUACUGAACAAAAUCAAUCAGAUCUGAAUCAACCAAUUCAGAACAAUUCCAAUAUUACAAAAAACAAGAUUGUUGAAACAGAACAAAAACAAAAAGAAAACAAAAUGAAGAAAAAUAAAGAAACUCUUAACAAUAAUAAAAAAUCCCUUAAAACUAAACUGGUAGCAACAUCUUAUUGGACUGUUGAACCUGUAGAGAAUAAAGAUAAAAAGUACACUGAAGGUGUUGGGGGUGCAUUUGAUAAUUUGGAAAGAAACAUAUCGAAACAAGUUAAUAUGAAAUUAGAUAUUUUCAGGAGGAAAUUAAGAAAGCUUGAACAGCUAACAGCUUCAAAGAGUAAAAAGAAAUCCAAAAGAAUAGGAAACAGUGAAUCAUAUAUACCUGAGAAUAAUUUGGAGUACUUAAAAUUAGCAACUCAAAAUAAGAAAGCUAUAAUUGAUGAACAGUUACUAGAAACUACUUCAAAAACUAUUCCUACUGAAGAAACAAUAUCUGAUGAUAUUAUGUCGAGGGCUAUGCUACAUAACAAGAUUCCAGCUGAGGAACCUACAAACUCAAACAUUGAUCCCAGUAAAUUUAUUGAGGUCAAACCGAAAUUCUUAAACUCUGAAAUAUCUCGACAAGAAACUGAAUUAGAUGUUUUAGAUGAUGAACAAGUUGUACCAAAAGUCAAUAUAGAAGAAGUAUUUGAGGAAGAUGAUGUUGUAGCUAGCUUUAGGCAAGAAAAAGAAGAUGAGGCUAAUAAAGAUAAGCCCGAAGAUAUUAACUUGACUCUGCCAGGAUGGGGAGCGUGGGGAGGAAAAGGAGUGAAAGCACCGAAACGAAAAAGAAAUAGAUUCAUUACUAAAUUUGCCCCAAAAACUCCCAGGAGGGAUGAGAACAAAGGUGAUGUAAUCAUUAAAGAAUACAAGGAUCUAAAAUUGGAUGCACAUAAAGUAAAAGAACUCCCAUAUCCUUUCAACAGUGUUAAAGAAUUCGAGGCCUCACUAAGAGCUCCAUUAGGCAACACAUUUAUACCUGAGACUGCACACCGAAAACUUACACGUCCAAAUGUUGUCACUAUGGCAGGCGCUAUUAUAGAACCUAUGGAUGAAGAUGAAUUGUUACAAAAGAAGAAUCGUACCUUUAAAUCAUCCAACGUGAUACAAUUCAUAAAUAAAGAUGGUUGAUUA
Molecule: messenger RNA, 3262 nt
Organism: Bombyx mori (domestic silkworm)
Lineage: Eukaryota; Metazoa; Arthropoda; Insecta; Lepidoptera; Bombycidae
Product: U3 small nucleolar RNA-associated protein 14 homolog C
Exons: 7
Coding region: 854-3259 (801 amino acids)
Biological process (GO): rRNA processing
Cellular component (GO): small-subunit processome; nucleolus
Source: RefSeq, a predicted model, not a curated record